AUGGCGGUGCAGCUGAUCGACGCGCGUGGAAAAAAAAGAACAUUAACCUCGGAAUACUUACUAGAAUUGAUAGCAGACGGAAACGAGUCUGAGAUAGAGGGUUUCGAAGAUGAGGAAUGUCAUGAAGAGGAAGGCAUUGAGGCUGUACCAGAUUGGGUGGCGGGUCAGUCGUAUUCGGACGAUGAUAUUUCUAACAGCGAGCAAGAAGAAGAAAUCACUAACAUUCAGGACCACAUGAGUAGAAAUGAUCAGCUGCCUGAUUUAUCUGGUAAUCCGCCACCUAGCGUUCGUACUCAAUCCGAGGCAGCUCAACGCAACAGGGAUCCGUCUAGGCGAAGUCUAAGGAAAUCUAUUCCAUUUGACCAAAAAGAACAUAAUUUUCCGCCACGGGAACAACAAACAAUUAGAACGCCUCUCGAAUACUUCGAGGACUAUUUUGACGAUGCAUUUUAUGAGAAAGCUAGUUACUGCACAAAUAAUUACUACUUGAAGCAAACUGGAAGGGUUCUUCAUCCUAAUCCUGUAGAAAUGAAGUUCAUUGGUGUGCAUUUUAUAAUGGGGUGCAUAACUUAUCCACGACUUCAUAUGUACUGGAGGCAAGAAAUGAGACUGGCAUUAGUAGGUGAUAUCAUUCCAAGAGACCGACUGAAGCUGUUGCGUACAAAUUUUCGUGUGUUGGAAGAGGAUAUCGCCCCCGUUGUCGCAAAUGCUUGGCGUUUAUACAAAAUACACUGCCAGACGGCUCACGUACAUAGGGGCCAAGUCUUUGACUUACUUCAAUUCAAAUUGCAAGUAGCUGAUGGUACUACCAAUACCCCUGAUCGUCCAAGGCCAGAACAAGAUCCUGUUGAAAACAUGGAAGGUUUGGAGGCUCAAGAUCCGGAAAAUGUCGACCCGAAUAUUCCUGCCAAGAGAUACCGACCGGCUAAUGUACCUUCAGAGACGAAACGUCACGAUGGUUAUGAACAUUACCCGGUAUUUGACGAGAUCGAAAACCCUCGAUCCUGUAGAAUGGAAGGGUGUACAAAAAGAUCCAAGACAAAUGCAACGUGUAUCUUUGUCUUAACAGAAAAGGCAACUGUUUCACAUCCUUUCAUAGGCAAUAAUUAG
Messenger RNA from Parnassius apollo (apollo), 1110 nucleotides. Lineage: Eukaryota; Metazoa; Arthropoda; Insecta; Lepidoptera; Papilionidae. The record is from the annotation of a GenBank genome assembly.